Molecule: messenger RNA, 1148 nt
Organism: Physella acuta
Lineage: Eukaryota; Metazoa; Mollusca; Gastropoda; Physidae
Molecular function (GO): carbohydrate binding; galactoside binding
Source: RefSeq, a predicted model, not a curated record
UUUAAAAAGCUGUUUUCUGGUUUUUACUAGUGCACUAGACGUCUGACCUCCAUCGCCAUGAUGAUGCUUCAGCUUACGGUCUUUGUAUUUCUGUCAAAUAUACUUUCCUUUGGUUGUGUGGACAUUUAUCCGAUCCAGACCUUCGACAACAGCACAUUUAACCACACCAAACGGUCGUUUGCUGAUGGUAGAACAAAUUACCCAAUCCCUUACACUGGGGAAAUUCGUUUUCCAAUGUACGACGGAAAAGAGGUUAUCAUUGAAGGAGUGAGAACGUCUUCAUCGAACAGGUUUAUAGUUGCGCUGUGCGAGAGUGCUAACUGCAACGCUGACCAACAAAUGCAUAUGAGUGUUCGGAAGAACACCGGAAAAAUUCACAUUAGUUCUAAAAGAAACAACAUGUGGGGACCGGAGUACACGUUUGAAGCCGCGUCACUAAUGACUGGAACUGAAAUUAGGAUAAAACUUAUAAUACAUGACAUCAAGAUUAAGAUUUACUUUAAAGACGUUUUCCUUACAGACUUAAGUCUACGAGGUGUAAACAAACAAACAAUUAAAUACGUAUCAGUGCGUGAGAGUAUUUUUGUGGAAUGGAUACUGUACAGUAUAACCUUUCCUGGUUCCACACUUCCUGUUAAAAGAUGGCCGGCUGGAGAAAAGAUAAUCAUUAGAGGAACACCAACAAGGAACACUCUGUUUUCGGUCGACUUGGCAUGUAUUGGGGGAGGAAAAUCUGAUCUUGCAGUGCUCUUUAGAGUUGGAUUUGUCGAUGGUAUCAACGUGAACACUGUAUUUAUAAAUCACCGAUUUAACGGUGAAUACGGGGCGUUAGCAAGUAUAAAAACAGACUUCCCCUUUCAAGUCAAUGUUCCUUUCACGAUGGUGUGGGUGCUACGACCACCUCUCUUGCAGAUUACAGUUACUAAAGCUGGGAGUUCUGGCACAAAAGAUUAUUCCAAGACCAACCUAAAUUCAUGCUAUAACCAGAUAGAACAUUGGGGGAGAGUGACAAUGUCUCAGUUUCAUAUGACUUAAACAUAUUUUUCUUCUUGUCAACAAAUGAGUUUGCAUAAAGGAAAUGAAACUAAUGCUGUUGCUUCAUUUUUUUGAAGUUUAAAUUUAUAAAUAGAACGAAACAAAAAAGUCCA